AUGCGCCCGGCUGAAGACACGGCUGCGUGGGUUGUUGUCGAUGGGUGCAAGAGCGCCUCGCGAACUCUCCACGUUGCUGCUUCAUCGACUGUCAGCCCUAUCCUAGACUAUUUUACGGACGUUGCAACGAGCUCAGGAGAAUAUGCGGAAGCGGUUCUGGCGCUACUUCGCAGGCACAUUACUGCGCUCGUAUUUCACUAUAAAGAUCCGGAGCAAUUUACACCUCUCGCGAACGCGCUCGUCACACAUCUCGGCGCGCAUGUUUCGUCAAUCGCGUCUACCGACGCGAGCAUCGACGGAGGAGAUCAAGAGAAGGGGAGGUUGAAGCGAAUGCUACUGGUGUGCGGCGUUGCAUGUUCAGUCAGGCAAGGAACUAGAAUGAGCACCCUCCUCACGCACCUCCCCGCUCUCCCUCUAAUCCCUGCACUUCAGUCCACCCUCCUGCAACACACUUGA
This is a messenger RNA of Coniophora puteana RWD-64-598 SS2, 456 nucleotides long. RefSeq lists its product as uncharacterized. The record is from RefSeq and is a predicted model, not a curated record. Bases 1 to 456 code for a protein of 151 amino acids. Lineage: Eukaryota; Fungi; Basidiomycota; Agaricomycetes; Boletales; Coniophoraceae. The transcript has 3 exons.